This is a messenger RNA of Phalaenopsis equestris, 700 nucleotides long. RefSeq names its product classical arabinogalactan protein 25-like. Lineage: Eukaryota; Viridiplantae; Streptophyta; Magnoliopsida; Asparagales; Orchidaceae. The transcript has a single exon. The record is from RefSeq and is a predicted model, not a curated record. The coding region runs from base 160 to 537 and encodes 125 amino acids.
UCAUGGGCACAACAAUAAUUAACCCAUCAUCAUUCCAAUCCCCCAACCAAAAAGACCACUUAUCUUCAACAGAUACCUCCAUACUUGCCAACCUGUGCCAAUUCCCACUCUCCCCUAUAAGCCCUCAGCCAAAUAACUAAAGCUACCUCUUUUCCUCUCAUGGCCACCACCUCAGCCAUGUUUAUUCUCUUCCUCCUUCCCCAUCUCACCGCCAAAGCUACCCCGCCUUCAACGACCUCCUUCAUUUCCGCCUCGCCGUCCAUCCUCCCCUCCAUCGAGCCUUCGCUGCCGCCGGACAUAAUGCCGGUGCUCCCUUCUCCUCAAACUGGCUACUCGCCAGACGGCUUGCUUCCCACCAUCCCGUCCAACCUGAGCCCCCCUAAUCCAGACUCACUCGACCCGAAUUCCGCCUUCGCACCCUUCGGCCCCUCGGAUUCGGCCAACGCCACCCCAUCCGCGGCCUCCCCGCCGCCAGCCUUGUCUUGCUUUCUCCUUGGCCUUGCAUCCAUGUGGUGGUUGGAGUUCUCCUGCAAGUGAUUUCAGUUUAUGUAAGUGGGUUCGGUGGAGAUCACUGCACUCAUUGUUUUAAUUAUUAUUAUUAUUAUUAUUUAUUAAUGUGUUGUCUCUAAUUUGGGUUUGCAUUUUGAUUUAUUGUAUGGAUAGAAAAUAGUUGAAUUUAAUAAAUUUGCAGCCUGGUUCA